UGCGUGUUUGGCGAACGAAUGAAAUGAAAACAAGCUAUCAGACACGCAGAAUCGUAAAUUGCCAGCUUGCUUUGACAUUGUUCAAAGCUUCCUGGGAUUGUUGGCAUGUCGUUCUUGUGACCUUGCCAUCUUAAUCCCGUGUUGUGUUGAUGAUACUUCGUUUCAUUCAGGUUGAACAUUGAACCUUGUUUAACUUAUCUCCUUUUUUAUUUGUUUGUUGGCAGCUACUUUUAACGAUCUCGACUUAUAUCAUUGGAUUUGUAGCACUUCAAGAUCAGUUUGCCACGUAACACUCGUCAAGGAACACGAUCCUUAAAAACAGACCAAGGAUCUCCAAAAGUGGGAAAGAAUGUCAUCUGAGACGGAACAGCAGAUGCUCCUGAAAAAGGGCUUGUCCAAAAAAGGUCUUCAGUUAGCCGAGGCGUUGAAUAAACAAAGAGCCUUGCUGCGUCCAGAGUUCAAAUCCUUGUUCAGUUCGGAUGGCCAAGGCAUGGCCAGAUCGGGCAGCUUUUUGGACGGCUACUUCGUCAGCUCGGGUUAUGAUGCAAAUAUCGGGGCUAAACGGGAAACAGAGCACAGGAUUUUUGUCAAUCGAAGUCUGCAUUUAGAGAAGAUCAAGUUCUUUGGAUUCGACAUGGACUACACUCUGGCCGAGUAUAAGUCCCCUCAAUUCGAGAUUCUUGGAUUCAAAAUGCUCGUGGAUCGAUUGGUUGAGAUUGGCUAUCCGGAUAUAAUCCAAGACUUUGAGUACGAUCCCACUUUCCCCAUUCGAGGCCUGUGGUUCGAUACUCUGCACGGAAAUUUGCUCAAAGUGGACGGUUUCGGCAAUAUUCUGGUCUGUGUUCAUGGCUUCGAGUUCCUAAAACCUCAAGAGAUCAGCGAGAAAUAUCCCAAUAAGUUCAUCCAAUUGGACGACAGCCGGAUUUAUGUCCUGAAUACCUUGUUCAACGUUCCGGAGACGUACAUGUUGGCCUGUAUCAUGGAUUACUUCACCAAUUCCUCGGAGUACAAAGAAGUGCCUCAGGGUUACAAGUUUGGUGAUUUGCUCAUGAGCUACAAGUCCAUCUUCCAAGACAUCCGCAAUGCAGUGGAUUACAUCCACAUGAAUGGGGAAUUAAAGCGUCGAAUCUGCGACAAUCUGCCCGAAUAUGUGAAGAAAGAUUCCAAUUUGAAUACCUUAUUGAAGCGACUCCAGCAAGCGGGUAGGAAAACCUUCCUGUUAACCAAUUCCGAAUGGUGGUAUACGAACGAGGUGAUGAAUUAUUUGUUGGACGACGGGAGUGGUGAAUCCUGGGAGAGUCACUUCAAUUAUGUGAUCGUGGAUGCGCAGAAGCCAAGCUUCUUUGGCGAAGGAACUGUUUUGAGACGAGUUGAACGAUCAACUGGCAAGCUGAUGAUUGGCCGACACACCGGUGCCAUUGAGGAGGGCAACAUCUAUUCGGGUGGAUCUUGUGAAGUGCUCUCCAAGAUGAUUGGAGCCAAGGGAAAGGAUGUCCUGUAUUUCGGCGAUCACAUCUUUGGGGACGUGCUCAAGUCCAAGAAGCUCCGGGGUUGGAAGACAUUCCUCAUCGUGCCUGAGUUGAAUUCUGAGCUUCACGUCUGGACCGAUAAGAACAAAUUGUUUGACCAACUUCAAGGUCUCGAUGUUCAACUCGGUGAACUGUACAAAAACUUGGAUUCAGCGGCUUCCGAGAAACCUGAUAUUUCCAAUGUUCGUCAAGCCAUGCAAGAAGUCAUCCACGAAAUGGACAUGUCCUACGGUCUCUUGGGAUCGUUGUUCAGAUCAGGAUCCAGGCAAACCUUCUUCUCGUCUCAGGUUGUAAGAUAUGCGGAUCUUUAUGCGGCGUCCGUUCUCAACUUGGUCCACUAUCCAUUCAGUUACAUGUUCAGAGCCCCAGCCAUGCUCAUGCCACACGAAUCCACUGUGACCCAUGAACAAAAGCUCUCUCGAGAUCAGGUCGAAAAUGCCAUGGCCAAACGAAAGGAGUUUAUUAAUCGACGUACCGAGAGUCGAGUGCCGAAUCCUUACGCAGAAGAGCCUUCUUUGAUCACCCAGACCCACGAAUUAGAUGAUGAUCCGGAGGAUGAUAGCACGGCCUCCUCCAAUUAGUUAAUUGAUGAAUGGCUCGCCGCCGUCGAGAAGUUGUUGCCUUUUUUUCCCGUCUUGAUCGAAUCCUUGGCUUCGAAUUCAUCACUCGAAACGACAGUAUUUGUCCGCCAGAAGGCCAUUUCAAAUCCGUAACUCGUGUUUGUGUUUUUUUUCUUUCGGAAUAUCUCUCUUGUUUUCAAGAAGAAGAGCAUUUUGUGCGAAAUGUCUAGGUGCUUGACAGACAGACACACCUUGGACACGUAGACGAGGGCUACAAAAAAUUUUUUUUAGACCAUAUCUUACUAGUGCCCCCUCUUUUUCUCUCUUUCUCAACUAUUAAUCAAUUGCAACAUUCGCUUGCAUAUUGCCUUACAUCACCAGGACGAUUGUCGAGUUUGCCAAUCAAAAUCAGAACAAUAAAUGCAUCGAAAGAA
Tigriopus californicus is the source of this 2523-nucleotide messenger RNA. RefSeq names its product cytosolic purine 5'-nucleotidase-like (gene Nt5b). The record is from RefSeq and is a predicted model, not a curated record. The coding region runs from base 350 to 2110 and encodes 586 amino acids. Gene Ontology annotation, molecular function: 5'-nucleotidase activity. NCBI's taxonomy places the organism in Eukaryota, Metazoa, Arthropoda, Copepoda, Harpacticoida, Harpacticidae. The transcript is spliced from 10 exons.